AUGCGCUUUCUCGACCCUCCAUUCAGCGUGGUAGCAGUCCUGUAAGUGCUAGGUCUGAACUGGCCGAUCAUCAAUGUUCACGCGCGCUGACCGUCUGAUCACAACUCUUCCUGAUUCUGACAGAGCUGUUGCAACGUCUGUCUUGGCACAGCCCGGCAGACAUGCUUCAAGAUCUGUCACCGACGAAACUCAGGUGUGCACUUGAUCCUGCUUACGAAACCCUUUUCAUCUGGACUUCGAGCGCUGAGUGCGUCUGCUCCUGCUCCUCAUCAGGUCACAUCAUCCACUCUACUCGGCCGCGAAGCUGACAGCUCUGUUGAGAUGUUGAGCCGCCGAGCCUACAAGAUCGCCCUGCCGAUCGGGAAAGGCAGUCUGAAAAAUUUGUGGACCGUGACUAAAGCGCACGGUCCGAAAGCAGGUUUGAUGUCAGUACACAAUGUCCUACUGAAGUCCCACGCUGCCAGACCGUCACGCUAACAUGCGCCAUUCUUCUGAUUUUGCUGUCUGAGCGCAGGUACGCUCUGAGUUCCAAAGUGCGUCUAGCUUACAAGGCUGAGCAUGUGACGUGGAAGAAUCGGCAGAUCAUCAUGCGAAGCAAGUGGCGAAACCACGGUGCUAAUGUCCCACCCGCGAACCAACAGAAAGGCGGCAAGGUCGUUGGCAAGAUUCGAAAGGUGCUCAAAAUCAAAUCACGCCAACGACGCUCCUUGCUCGCUCGACAAGCUUCUGCACCGCUAAGGCGUCGAUCGCCAUUGGGAGGCGUCAUCACUGGUCUCAAGACGGCAGGCAGGUAUGUCAAGGACACUGCCAAGGUCACUUACAAACACGGCAUCGGCGCAGGAACUACGUGAGCGAAAUAGGUCUGGCAUGCCUACCGUCUCACAGCGAUGUGCUGACCUUGAAAUCGGUACAGCUUUGCCAAGAGCGCCUCUGCCCGUCAAAACUACAGAAAGGCUGGCUUCCAGGUCAUGAUGGAUGUGAAGAAAGGCAAGACGAUCGUAUACAACACCAAGGGCGUCAGACUCACCGCCGAGGGAGGUUCCGGUUUCAAGAGCGUGAACCAGCUUGACGGCUAUUUGGCAGAUGUAAAAAAGAUGUACAAGCAAGGCGGCAUUCACCGCCGUUCUCCACUCGGCGGAAAGAUCAGGCUUGUCGAUUCCGUGGCGGGCAUUAUGCAGAAGCGAGCACCUAUCGAGGUAAGUAGCUGUGUGUGGGCACGGGCAUUGAUCGCGCAUGACAAAGUGCUCAGAUGACUGCCCUUCUGCUUUGCUUUGCUUUGCUUAGUCUCGCGCAGUCAUUACGACCACUGAAAACUCUGCCGAGGUACGUGACUGAUUGGCAUGGGCGACUGUGCUGGGGAUAGACUUGGGGUGUUGAAACGGGAUGAAUCCGACUGCCUUUGAUGUUUCUCGGACGGUCUCGGCGCUCUGGCCAGCACGUCCUUCAGAAGCGUUGCGGCGCAUUGAAAGCUUGCUGGGAGGAAGUCGGCAAGAUUUUUAAAGGACGAGAGUCGGAACUUCAGCAAGAGCCCUCUAGAGCAUCGCAAGGCCUCUUACGCGACGUAGGCGCACCUCGAGUUCAAAAAAUGUCGGCAGACCAGCACAGCCCCUCGUACAACGCUUUCACCGACAAGUCACCUCAACGCACAAAGGGCCGCAUUGCUUGGCAGGGCGAGCGUCUGACCAAAGACAACAUCCCCAGACAAAUCAAGAUCCGAAUCCCUAGGCCGGUCGCGCAGGCUUGGCUCGGCGAGCCCUAG
Molecule: messenger RNA, 1759 nt
Organism: Ceraceosorus bombacis
Lineage: Eukaryota; Fungi; Basidiomycota; Exobasidiomycetes; Ceraceosorales; Ceraceosoraceae
Source: the annotation of a GenBank genome assembly